AUCUUCCCCUCGGACAAUCCACAGCCCACGCAGUCAAGAUGCGGUACAUUCACUCCGAGGAACGGCUGCCCAUCCCCGACAAUGUGAACGUUCACAUUCGUUCGCGGAUUGUUACCGUCGAGGGCCCCCGAGGCAAGCUUGUUAAGGACCUUUCUCACAUCGCCGUCACCUUCGGCCGCCCCGAGAAGGAUGUCAUCUCCAUCGAGCUGCACCACGGUGCUCGCAAGGGCGUUGCCACCCUGCGUACCGUCCGCACCCUCAUCAACAACCUGAUCAUCGGUGUCACCCGCGGCUUCCUCUACAAGAUGCGCUACGUCUACGCGCAUUUCCCCAUCAACGUCAACCUUGAGAAGAACGCCGAGACCGGUCUUACCGAGAUUGAGAUCAGGAACUUCCUGGGCGAGAAGUACGUCCGUCGUCUGACUGCUCAGCCCGGCGUUGAGAUCAUCACCUCCCCCAACGUUAAGGAUGAGCUCCAGCUCUCCGGUAACUCCCUGGAGAACGUCUCCCAGAGCGCCGCCGAUAUCCAGCAGAUCUGCCGAGUCCGUAACAAGGAUAUCCGAAAGUUCCUGGACGGUCUGUACGUGUCUGAGCGAACUAACAUCAUUGAGGAAUAAACGGUUUCUGGGAUUGCGUCUGGUGGGUAGCUAGGAUGUCAGGGGAAUAUAAUCUUGACCUCUUUGCAUUAGGAAAACAAUGCGAAGUUCAACCUAAAACAAAAAAGAAUCAGAGAACCAUGAAAUUCAAUGCCCCUUUACGUGUCUACGGGUUUGGCAUGGUGUUUUCGCCAAGGGACAUGGACUGUAGGAAACCAAAAAUCCGGCUUCUAUGAAUUUACUUUUUUC
This is a messenger RNA of Aspergillus campestris IBT 28561, 845 nucleotides long. Its product is annotated as 60S ribosomal protein uL6. The record is from RefSeq and is a predicted model, not a curated record. Gene Ontology annotation, cellular component: cytosolic large ribosomal subunit; ribosome. The transcript has 5 exons. Lineage: Eukaryota; Fungi; Ascomycota; Eurotiomycetes; Eurotiales; Aspergillaceae. The coding region runs from base 39 to 617 and encodes 192 amino acids. Gene Ontology annotation, molecular function: rRNA binding; structural constituent of ribosome. Gene Ontology annotation, biological process: cytoplasmic translation.